Molecule: messenger RNA, 825 nt
Organism: Penicillium soppii
Lineage: Eukaryota; Fungi; Ascomycota; Eurotiomycetes; Eurotiales; Aspergillaceae
Product: NAD(P)-binding protein
Exons: 4
Coding region: 1-825 (274 amino acids)
Cellular component (GO): intracellular anatomical structure
Molecular function (GO): oxidoreductase activity, acting on NAD(P)H, oxygen as acceptor
Source: RefSeq, a predicted model, not a curated record
AUGGCUUCUUCCACAACCACUCCAAGCUCUGCCAUCCCCGAAGCUUCCACCGCGCCACAAACGCAGGUGACACUAGCAUCCAAGGUUAUCGCAAUCACUGGCGCAAACCGCGGCAUCGGCCUAGGCGUCGCCGAAUGCUGUCUUACAAACGGAGCCGCCAGAGUAUACUCGAUCGAUAUUGGGGAAACCGGCAAUGACUUCGCUGCUCUGUCCAAGCGUUUUCCCGGGCAGUUAUUUGCCCUAACUGCUAAUGUCACGGAAGAAGAAACCAUCACCGCAGCCGUCGACAAAAUCAUUGCCGAGGCAGGCGCGUUACAUGGAAUGGUGGUGAACGCCGGAAGAACCCACCACAAGGCCGCACUUGACUUUACCAAAGAGGAAAUCGAGAGCCUUUUCAACGUGAAUCUGUUCGGUGCAUUCUACACGGCAAGAGCGGCAGCUCGAGCCUUUAUCAAGCUGGGUAUUAAGGGUUCUGUCGUGUUCACCGCGUCGAUGGCCUCGUACCGACCUAACAAACGAGUUCCAUCAACUCCUUAUGGUGCCUCGAAGGCUGGAAUCCGUAAUAUGACACAUACCCUCGCGAUGGAAUGGGCUCAGUACGGCAUUCGGGUUAACAGUGUUUCUCCGGGGCUGGUGAACACUGCUAUGACCUACUGGGUACCACAGCAGCCAGAUUGGGUGCAGCAGCUUAAGUAUUACGGAGGAUUCCCGCGUCUUGCGGAGGUCCAGGAGCUUGGAGGUGCUUAUGUGUAUCUUUUGAGCGAGGCAGCCAGUUAUACGACCUCUAUCGAUAUUCCUGUGAACGGAGUUAUUGGCAUUUGCUAA